Theobroma cacao (cacao) is the source of this 1756-nucleotide messenger RNA. RefSeq lists its product as uncharacterized. The record is from RefSeq and is a predicted model, not a curated record. Gene Ontology annotation, biological process: regulation of DNA-templated transcription. Gene Ontology annotation, molecular function: double-stranded DNA binding. Lineage: Eukaryota; Viridiplantae; Streptophyta; Magnoliopsida; Malvales; Malvaceae.
AAUAAAAUGAUUUUAAAAGUUGUUGCAGUACUUCCAAAGAAACAUUACCCAUUUCGGCUUUUUGCUUAUCUUUCAUCUCUUCUCCCUCCCUUCUCUGACGUAUUUGCUUUGUUGGAAUUGGAAAAAAGAGUCUCACAUGUUCUCCAAGGCUCAUCUAUUAGUCAAACUCCGGUGUAUUGUCUCUGCCUCGAAACAUCAGUUGUCAACAGUCACUGCUGUUCGAAUUACCGCCACCUAUUCGACGAUAUGCCAAAACCAAGCUGAAAACCAUACGGAAGCAGCUGUAGAGCCUCCGAGGGACUCUGCGGAACUUUUCAGGAAAUGGGGUUGCAGCGAAAAUGAUUUAGGGCAGAUCUUUUCUCGCCAGCCUGCUUUGCGCCAUGCUCAAGUUGCUCCCCUUUUAUCCAAACUCAAGUUGCUCAGUGACUUGGGACUCACCGCUUCCGACAUUGUUACGAUGAUCAAUUGUCGCCCUCGUUUCUUUUGUUCUCGUAUCAAUCAUUGCUUCGACGAGCGGCUUGAUUUUUUCCUGACGCUUUUCGGGUCACGAGAAGUGCUGCGUAAAGCCCUUGUUAGGAACCCUUCGCUUCUUACAUAUGACUUCCACGGCACGAUCAAACCAGUCAUUGCGUUGUAUGAAGAAAUGGGCAUUGCCGGAAAUGAUUUGAUUGCCAUGCUCAUCUCGCGGCCCACGUUGAUUCCUAGGACUUCGUUUAAUGACGAGAAGAUGGAAUAUAUAAAGAAAACAGGGGUUUCAAAAGGUUCCAAAAUGUAUAAAUAUGUGGUUGCUCUCAUUGGCAUCUCGCGGAUUGAGACUAUACAGGAAAAAGUGACGAACUUGGAGAAGUUUGGGUGUUCAGAGGACGAGGUAUGGAGUCUUUUGGGACGGUCUCCCCUUAUUUUGACGCUAUCAGUUGAUAAGGUUCAAAGGAACAUGACUUUUGUUGUGGGCACCAUGAAGCUCUCUCCAAAACUGGUGCUUCAGUACCCAUUUUUGUUGUUCUGCAACCUGGAAGCUGUAUUGAAGCCACGGGUAUUAUUGGCUGGGAAGCUAAAGGACAUGGAGCUUCACCCACAGAUUAAGGGAGCAAUGAUGUUGAGGGCACUUAGGAUGAAAGAAAGUCGAUUCUUGACUGCGUUUGUUACAUGUCAUCCAGAAAAUGUGGCCACUGAAUUGCUAGAGUUUUAUAAACAUGCUAAAUGUGUCAAACGAUUGGCGGAAGCCUCAAAGAUGAAAGUGCGUAAAGGAUUUCCCUUUUGAUCCAUGGAUGGUGACAGAGGCUUCAUUUGAAUUUUGCUUUCUUUGAAGAUGAGCUCUUUAUCAACUACAAUGUCUUCGAUGAUCACUAAACGAGCACAGAGGUUACACUUGAUCAGUUUUUUCGAAUCGAGAUCCGAUUUGAUGAGGAGCUGGAGAUUGAUUAUGUACUCUGUGAGAUUCGCAACAGAACUGGCAUAGAGGCAGCAUUGAUACUUGGUCGAGCACUUACAGCGGGCCCGUAUGCUGGUAACAACUGCAAUAUGGGACUGUAUCUGAUGCAUUAAUGUUAUGCUGCUUUUAUAGACUCCGCAACUUGUCUGAGAUUUUUUCAGGCAAUUCCUUAGGUUGGGAUAUGCUGCUUUUAUAGACUUCAUAGCUUUUCUAUGUAACUUCCUUAUUGGAGGCAAUGCCUCCUUAUGUACUGAUCCAUAUUAAUCAGAAACCUUCACAGGUAAUUAAUAAAAUUCACAUAUGAAUUAAUACCUUUUGAAUUAA